ACGUGGACAUCUCGUACAUUUUCACCUGGCAGCUGCGUUCCAACCAGUCCAGCCUAUAAACCAAGACCUAAAUCCUCCUCCAUAGACACAUCCCCAUCUACAAUUUCACAAUCAAUUUUAGUGAUCUUCAUCAUCAUCUCAUCUCUAAGUCAAAACUUCCGGAAGAGGACUGACCCACAGUAAUAUUACGAACGGUGGAGUUGUUGAUCAUCGGGAAAACAUGAAAUUUUCUGAGAAUUUUGAAGAAAGAGAACCUAGUCAUGAGGUCUCUAAUUUUGUGGGAGUGUCUGCAGCUUCAAGUAGCGGAAUAGCGAAUGGAGGUCAAUUAGGGUUAAACACCAGAGAGGAAUUACAGAUGGACAGCAGUAUUUCACAAAUUGAGGUAGACAUGAGGAUACCUCAACAUGCAACACCAUCUCAGCAAGUCUCAUUGGAGAAUUUGGGGUCAAAUGUCCAGAUUGCAAGCAAUAUUUCCAGAGCCAGUGAUCUACUCAUGGCAGUAACUUCAAGUGCUGAAAUCAACAGAAUGAAAAUAAGUGAGUUAGCUUCGGAAGCAAUGGAAGAGCUAACUAAAUUGGCCCUAGCUCGAGAACCUCUAUGGCAGUGUGACAUAGAGAGCAAUACUGAAUUUCUUAGUGAUAUCGAGUAUCUGAGGGAAUUUGGACACAUAAGUACGUCAUUGAUAGAAAUCAUUAGAAUGGUUGAGGUGGGAGACUCUCAAUCUGACCUGCCAAGAUUCGGAAGCAUUAACAAUUCUGAAUUUUCGAUGGAAAGUGAAUAUAGGCCAAUAUCGACAACAAAUCAACCUGGAAAACCAGUUAGUUCGGAAUCUUCACGAGCUAUUGACUAUGUCAAAAUGAAAGCAGUCAACAUUGUUCAAUUGCUAAUGGAUUUGAAGCAAUGGCUACUGGUGUUUCCUAAUAUUGUAUCUAGAGCAAAAGUAGUGGGAGUAUUAUCAUCAACAAGAUUCGAAGGCAACUAUGAUGGAACUCUGCAAGUGAUGACAGCUGAGUUUCAUGCCCCAACACCACUUAUUCCCGCUAGAGAAAGUUAUUUUGCAAGGUAUAGUAAACAGCUGGACAGCGGAAUGUGGGUAGUUGUUGAUGUAUCCUUGGAAAAAUUGUUUCAGCUUCCAUCAACAAACUUUCGAAGACAACCAUCAGGAUGUUUAAUUCAGGAAAUGUCAAAUGGAUGCUCUAAGGUCAUAUGGGUGGAGCAUGUGGAAGUGGAUAAUAGAAUGGUUCACAAUAUGUUUAAGCCACUGGUCAGUUCUGGUUUUGCAUUUAGCGCAAAGCGUUGGGUUUCCACUUUAGUUCGACAAUGUGAAUGGUUGGCAACUUUAAAUUCUACAAGCCCUCCUACAUCAGAUUGUAUGUUCGUAUCGCGAGCUGGGAGAAAAAGCUUGUUGAAGCUUUCGGAGAGGAUGAUGAGAAGUUUUGUUGCUGAUAUUAGUGCUUCUACAGAAAACAAAUGGAGGGCACUACCUGUAUUUGGUGCCGAAGAUGUAAAGGUCACAACUAAAACUAGCUUAAAUGACCCUGGAAAGCCUCCAGGUACCACCUUAUUAUUUGCUACUUCUGUCCAUCUUCCAGUCCCAAGAACUCAAAUAUACAAUCUGCUUCGCAAUGGUGAAUCUCGAAUCAUGUGGGAUAUGAUGUCGUAUGAAAAAGAUACAAGAGAAAUUGCUUAUAUCGCAACUGGGGACCCUCCAGGAAAUCGCGUUUCGAUAAUUGAAGUAGAAAAUGGUGUAACGAAGGAGAUUGAAGUUUUCUACUUCCAGGAGAGUUACACAGACUCAAAUGGCUCGUACAUAGUUUACGCACCGAUUGACCAGUUCGCCAUGUCUGCUCUCUUGGAUGGCUCAAACCCAGACCAUGUUGCUAUUCUCGCAUCCGGGUUUUCCAUCCUUCCUGAUAGACCAAUGGCCAAUGAUGAAUCUGGUGGAAGUCUGUUGACUCUUGCGUUGCACAUCACCGAAGGAGGAGCAGCGGAGGAAUAUAUCCCUCCUCAAACUUUUCAAAAUAUACUCAACAUUAUUGCUGGAACUGUGAUUCAAAUCACAGAAGUAUUAUCAAAUGAGGGAGAAAAUAGUGUUGAAUCAGAGCAGUGA
Molecule: messenger RNA, 2110 nt
Organism: Rosa chinensis
Lineage: Eukaryota; Viridiplantae; Streptophyta; Magnoliopsida; Rosales; Rosaceae
Product: homeobox-leucine zipper protein MERISTEM L1-like
Exons: 10
Coding region: 221-2110 (629 amino acids)
Molecular function (GO): lipid binding
Source: RefSeq, a predicted model, not a curated record